This is a messenger RNA of Dermacentor andersoni, 3446 nucleotides long. The record is from RefSeq and is a predicted model, not a curated record. NCBI's taxonomy places the organism in Eukaryota, Metazoa, Arthropoda, Arachnida, Ixodida, Ixodidae.
GCGGAGGGCACACCCACCGCAGUGGAGCAAGAAGCUUCCAGCAAGCCUUCUGGCCAGGAACUGCUGCCACUGUGCGAUGUCCUCUUCAACAUCAUCUCCAUGGCAUCGUACUUCUGCGACAUUGUCUUUGACGUCAUGGUGGCGUACACGCUGUUGGUCGUGCGCCAGCAGUUGGUCUGGUUCUCGGUUGCCCUCACCAGCAUCCUGGGGUCGCUGCUGGUCAGCCAGGGCCUAUCUCUCCACUGGUACCUUCAGCGUGGUGCAAAGACCAAGGCACGCCGAGGCGGUGUGUUGUUGCUCCAUGCCUUCCAAACGGGCGUACUGUGGCGCUACUUCAAGCUACUUCUGCCAGUACACCUAAGCCGUGUCAAGCAGGAGGUGGCCGACUUGUGCCUGCUGCGUCUCAUCCAUGGCUUUGGUGAAGCCGCCCCGAUGCUGCUGCUGCAGCUACACCUAGCCUGGGCACAGCCAGCGCCAAGCAUGGUAGCACCACUCGACCGAGUCUCAGCAUUGCUUUCUCUAUUCAGUGUAUGCUGGGCUCUGGCCUCCUUUAGCAAGAACAUCCGUCGCCAGCAACUUCACCGGCUUGUCCUCACGUGGCUAGGUGUGGUUUGUCAGUUGGCUUGGCGGCUGGGGACAGUGUCUGCAAGAGCUUGUGCCCUGAUCCUUUACGCUUCACUUUAUGGCCACUGGGUGUUGGUGGUGCUGCUUUUACACUGGCUCGCCAUGUUGGUCUGGCUGGCUUCUCCACCACCACGGCUGUUCCGUGGAGAUGCACCUGCCCGCCGACUGGCUUACUGGGCUCUGCUAGCUUACGUGCACACCAUUUGUUACGUCAACCUGAGGCCCAAUCCUGGGCGACCCGGUCGGGCCCGCUGCGCCGCUUUCUACACUGCCAUGCUUCUAGAGAACAGUCUUCUGACAGCCGUUUGGCUUGCGUUGAAGCCAGGCCCGCACUGGGGUCAGGACCUGGUGCUGUUUGUGGUGUGGGGAGGGUUCUUUCUUGGGCUGGGCUUCAUGCUCCUUUACUACCGAUGGUGUCACGUACGGAGGCUUGUGCCUCCGCCAAGAGCACCUGCUCCAGCGGCACCCACGGGGGUGUUCAACUGCCGUUUGAAUCCAGCUGCACUCAAGAGGAAGCGCAAGAAGCCGUCAUCAUUCGUUCCACCUGCGCAGCCGUUCUGGAAGCGUGCUCCAGUUGGCAGCAACGUGGUACCGGCUGUCGACAUACAGCAAAAGCUCCAAGAGAAGCGGCGCCAGCAACUUCAAGACCUCCUAGCCAUUGAAGAGGAAAUGAAGCAGGGAAAGCUUCCUCCCAGAGGAACACUACAGGGUCCCACACCACGGCAGCCGAUUCCACGCUCCAAGAAGCAACCCUGGCUCCGCAGCCCUCCACAGUUCUGCUACCGGUCACUGCUCGGCGGCUCGCCUGAGAUCCUGCUCUGCCCACAGCGCCUAGACCCAGAGCGAGCCAUUGGCAGCCUUCGUGUGCCACCCCAGCCGCGUGAAGUCCGGUGGACCCAAAGGCCAUUCACGUUCCGCGAGAGCAAUUCGAGUGAUGGUGACGUGGACUCGGCUGACGAGGAUGCCUCUGCGCGGUUCCGCACUUGCCGAACAUUUCUGGGCCGUCCACAUGGACCAGAGACUCAGCUUUGACACCUGUCACUGGUGGUGAGAGCAGCCACGUUGAACUCCAGUGCCUCACAUGCUUUUUGUACAUGGAACGUUAUGUGAAUAUUUAUUGCCCAAGGAAAAUUCCUGUGGAAAUACUCCGUAGACCCUGUGCUGCAAGAAGUAGACGUUAUUGCUGUCACACUGUGCGCUUAUCCCGCAUCGAAACAUUGUGCCUUUUUUUUGUUUCAUACAAUGUUAUACUUGCUAAAAUUAGAACUUCAACAGUUUAUGGGCAGCCUCUGAGUUGUGCCAAUGUCUUACAUCUUGGGUCCACCUAUGCAUGACCUUGCCACAAGCACAGUUUGUGUUAAUUGACUACAGCUGUAUAAAUGAAAUGACAUCAAGGUUCGAGUAGAUGUGAUUCUGGCUAACUUUACAGUUUUCUUUUCUUGUAAGAGCAAUGCAAUGUCACAGUCACUAAGCAGAGCCUUGUAAUUCACACUGAUUAUACACAAACUUGGCACUAGCUAUAUCCUGCGAUCAUUUUAGAAUUGAGAUUUUAUGUUAACCUAGUGCCAGGAAUACAGACGAAUACGGGUCACCUUGUAACUACUGAAGCAAGGUUUGGGUACGUGCUAGCUGGUAUUGCAUUUUUUCGAACAUCACUUACAAUGCGUACAGGGACAAGGGACCAAAAGAACAACGAACAGCACUUGUCUUCGGCGUUCUUUUGGUCCCUUGUCCCUGUGAGUGAUGUUUACACACUGUAAGUGAUGUUUGUAACCACUGUCAGUGACAAUUGCAAGCUUGCUGGAGAGGCUCCUCUCGCAAAUGUGUGCUGUGUCGUCUUUCCAUACUUCCAUGCUGCUGGAUAUUUCUCUUAUGCAUCGAACAGGUAUUGAGAGGGUGCCCCCAGUACAGUAGCAGCAAAAGCACCACGGUCACAAACCACGUGCACAAAUAGCAUAGAUUGGCUGUUGUAGGGAUAGACAGCUUACAGAACAAACACUCGUAAACAUUAAUACCACUGGGUGCUUCAAAGUUCUUGAGAGGGACCAUCCUGACCACUUGUGCAAGGAAGCUCUUCACCCAUCCUCAAAGACCUGAAGAGCUUGUUGUUACGACGAGCUUCAUUACAGGUACAAGAUGUAGAUGCUUUUGCGUCACAUACAAUAACUCUGUGCACCUUCCGAAUUAACGCACUUAAGAACUUGAAUGCAUUCAGUUUUCUGUAGUUCAAUGUGGUAUAAGGCUGCUGUUCCUAAGAUGUCAACACCAACACCAAGGACUUGUAACAUUACGACAUGCUUAGUUCUUUUUGAUAUCUAAACCUAGGCUGGUUGUAUAACGUAAUCAGUUAGUCGUGUGCCACACCAUGUGCAGUUCCAUACCAUGAUUGCUGAACUAUGCCUGAACUAUGUGCGUACUUGAUGAACCUUUAACUGAUCGAUCCAGCUGUGGCACCUUUCAUGCAUCAGUUUGCUGUUUGCAGAGGUAAAUGGUCACUCCUGGACACCCGCUUCUGGUGGCAUGACAGACAGAUAAAGAUCUUGCAGCGCCCCUGCGUGUUGCCUUUCGUGUAUUGUCCUUUAUCAUUCUCACUCUGCAAACUCAUUUCACCAUCACCCACAAGUAACUAGCCCACCGACAAGCCAUUAAAAGGGAUAAACCUGGCAGCUGGGCUCAUCCUCUAAUUUUUCUGCUACCCUACACAAAGGAUUCAAGUUGGUGUAGCCGUCAGAUUUGAAGAAUAGCUACAAAGUGUGUUUGCACUGUCAAUACCUGUACUACACCCAACGAUCUGAUUUAUAAAAACUUUGUCUUGUUCUGCA